ACCGACUUAAAGUCAAGUGUUUUGCAUUGGCUUGAUACGCCCUACUUACUAUAUAGUAUCGCUAUAAAUAUCUCCUCCUUCCCAGCUAGAUUCUUUCCUUCCGCUUUUCCUCCAUUCAAAGCGUGUUUUCCUCUCUUCCUGCCUCGUCUUUCCAUACAUCUACGAGAGAGGAAAAUUAUCGCAAAAAAGGAGGUUUGCGUCUCUUAAUACUAACCUAAUCAUCCCCUGAUUUACCCGUUCCUAUCGAUACGCCUUCAGUUAGUAGUGACAUUGAUUUUUUGAUAUGGCUGCUACCACAACUGAACCUACUCCAGCUCCUCGCUAUGCCCCAGAAGACCCUUCUCUUCCAAAACCUUGGAAAGGUUUAGUUGAUGGAACCACUGGAUAUCACUACUAUUGGAAUCCAGUAACUAAUGUUACCCAAUAUGAGAAGCCCUCAGCAGGGUCUAAGGGUUCAAGUCAGCAACAAAAAUCAUCUUCAGUAGCUGUAAGUUCUUCAGUUCAGGUCCAACAAUCUUCAAAACAAGAGAAUGGUUUUAUUGAUGAUGAUAGAUAUGGUAAAAGCAGCAAUGGUGGAUCAAAGCUCUCUUCUGGAACAAGAGGUUACGAGAGUACAAGAACUGGGUCUUAUGCCCCAAAUGGGACAGUUGCUGCUGGACCAGGUGGAAGUGGUUUAUCACCUGAUGCUUAUCGUAAGCGUCAUGAGAUAACUGUAACUGGAGCUGAUGUGCCUCCACCUUUUACAUCAUUUGAAGAUACUGGUUUUCCAUCUGAGUUACUUAGAGAGCUCCAGGAAGGAGCUAAAUGUCGUACGCUAUGCUGCCACCCUAUUCUCUUGAAAAGGGGUUGCAUUGCAUUGCAUAUAAUCUGGUGUAAUGUGGAGUACUCUUAUACGGUGGACCAAUCUUCUGAAAAGGGCUUUCCGAAUCAUCCAUGGUCGUGGAUGGUGGUGAUUCUGUUUGCCAGUUUGGUCCGACUGAAAGAAGAGGCCUCCUCCUUCUGGAAACUUCUGGAAUCUUAUUGGAUUCUUCCAGAUGCUAUGAAAUCAGAUAUCUUUAAGGAGGUUGCUGGUUCUUUGGUUUUAUUCCAGGUACUUGAGGCAGGGUUUACAUCCCCCACUCCAAUUCAAGCACAAUCAUGGCCUGUUGCUCUUCAAAGCCGUGAUAUAGUAGCAAUUGCAAAAACGGGGUCCGGGAAGACAUUGGGUUACUUGAUUCCGGGGUUUAUUCAUCUUAAAAGGGUCUACAAGAAUCGCCAAAUGGGCCCCACUGUUUUGGUUUUGUCACCUACAAGAGAGUUGGCUACCCAGAUUCAAGCUGAAGCAAUAAAGUUUGGGAAAUCAUCAAAGAUACUAUGCACGUGUUUGUACGGAGGAGCACCAAAGGGCCCACAACUACGGGAGUUGGAUCGUGGGACAGACAUUGUGGUUGCGACACCUGGCCGAUUGAAUGACAUUAUAGAAAUGAGAAGAAUAAACCUAAGUCAGGUUACUUACUUAGUCUUGGACGAAGCCGAUCGUAUGUUAGACAUGGGAUUUGAACCUCAAAUACGAAAAAUAGUCAACAUGGUCCCCACACGCCGUCAAACCCUCAUGUACACUGCCACCUGGCCAAAAGAGGUCCGCAAAAUCGCAGCAGAUUUAUUGGUCAACCCUAUCCAAGUCAACAUCGGAAAUGUAGAUGAACUCGUUGCCAACAAAGCUAUUACACAGCAUAUUGAGGUAUUGGCACCAAUGGAGAAACACAAACGAUUGGAGCAAAUACUUCGAUCACAAGAACCAAGGGCAAAAAUCAUCAUUUUUUGUUCAACAAAAAAGAUGUGCGACCAGCUGGCACGCACUUUGACCCGCCAGUUUUCUGCUGCUGCUAUUCAUGGAGACAAAUCUCAAGGCGAACGCGAUUAUGUUUUGAAUCAGUUUCGCUCCGGUAGGUCCCCUGUGCUCGUUGCCACCGAUGUUGCUGCUCGUGGAUUAGACAUCAAAGACAUCAGGGUAGUGAUUAACUAUGAUUUUCCCACGGGAGUUGAAGAUUAUGUGCAUAGGAUUGGAAGGACUGGGAGGGCGGGGGCCACUGGAGAGGCAUAUACGUUUUUUGGGGAUCAAGAUUCAAAGCAUGCUUCGGAACUUGUGAAAUUAUUGGAAGGCUCCAAUCAACGUGUCCCGGUGGAGAUUCGGAAUAUGGCGGCACGUGGCGGUGGAAAAGGCGCCAGGUUUAACCGCUGGGGUUCUGGUUCUAGUUUUGGUGGUGGUGGUGGCCGUGGUGGUGGCGGCGGUGGCUUUGGUGGGAGGAGCAGUUGGGGUGGUGGUGGUGGAGGCCGUGACAGCAACAACAGGAUUGGUGGUGGUGGAUAUAACAAUAAUAGUAGUAAUAAUCAUAAACGUUUUGAUGAAAGCAAUGUUGUUGGUGGUGGUGGUGGUGGUGGUAGGGCCCGCAGCAGGAGUCGUAGCCCUGAGAGGUUUGGUUUAGCACCAAAAAAUGGAUUCCGGCCUCGCUUUCGUGCUCCAGGUGCUGAUGAAGAGGAGGAAGGUAUGAUUCGAGAGUAAAGUAGUAAUGUGGACAACCAAACCUUUUUCCUUUUUUUUUUUUUCUAUUUUUUGUU
Messenger RNA from Lactuca saligna, 2598 nucleotides. Lineage: Eukaryota; Viridiplantae; Streptophyta; Magnoliopsida; Asterales; Asteraceae. The record is from the annotation of a GenBank genome assembly.